AUGCCUUCACCUUCACUCUUUUGUUGCCGUAUUCUUGGACUCUGGCUUCUGGCCAGCGUCUUUCCGCUCCUUGUCGCUUCCAAACAUCACGACCCAUGGGGUCAUUUUGUGCACCGCGACCUGCACCACGGUGCUGCAUCGCAUGUCCGCAGAAAUGCAUCUUCUCCUGCCAGUUCAAACACGACGGCUCACUCGCUUCUUCUUUCCAAUACGACGUCGGGGCCUACCCAGUUAUUCAAUAUCUCGGAUCUGACUAUGUUCUCAAGUGACUGUGCCAAUGCGCUGGCCGGAUCGCUCAACUACUCUGCUGCCAUUGGGUAUUCGAGCUCUCUCUAUGUCUGGGGUGGGCUGACGAUGAACGAUAUAACGGCGCUGUGUACCACGGCCUGCUCCGACUCGAUUUCCAGUUUCCGUGCCAAUGUCCUGGAGGCCUGUGUCAAUGAUGUGUAUACCGAUGAACCCGCAAAUGCGACAGCCUAUGUGUAUGGCAUCGGGACCAUGAAUGAUAUCUACAAUGUCGAAGGCGUUUCAGUCAAGCCCAUUGCCUUGGUGGAUUACUACUUCCUCAGCUACAACUUGACUUGCACGCAGGAUGAUUCGAAUCCACCAAACUUCUGCUACGCCCUGACUGGAAAUAACACGACGAAUGGCACCGCUGUUGAUCCGUGUGGCAACGGCGGUCUCGGGGCAAUGCGAGCUCAGCUGGAGGAUCCACGAAUGUACGAUGACGACCUCGCCAGCCAAUAUUCCGCCUCGGUCUUAUGUCUUUGCGUCCAAGGCACCUGCGAACCCUACAUUGUCCAGCAGAAUGACACCUGCCUCAGCGUUGCCUCGGCACACAAUAUCACCCUCACUCAGCUGCUUUCUUGGAACCCGACCAUUGAUCCCAUCUGUGCCAACUGCAACACCAAGAUCGGACAUGUUAUCUGUGUCAGCAACCCAGUUGGGUACAUCCAACCCAACAUCACCGACAUUGGAUCAACCACGCCAACAACCGCAGUGCCCGUCCCGACGAAUGCCAUGAAUGGAUCCAACACACUGUGCCAUGAUCACCGUCAAGUACGGCAUCACAUUGAACGGCUUUUAUUUCCUCAACCCGGAAAUCAACUCCAACUGUACCAAUCUUUGAGCCACAUCAUCUGGAGUAACCUUCCCACGGCGACGGCUCCGGUCUACCCGAACGUCACCACGACAGCAACGCCAUAUCCGCUUGCGAAUGGCUCCCUGACAAAUUGCUUCGAGAUGUUCGACAACACGUAUGGAAACAUCACUUGCUAUGAGGCCGCGUCGCUGUUUGGAGUCAACGUGCUCGACUUUGUGCGCUGGAACCCCAGCGUCCUGAAUGGGCAGAAUUAUACCGUCGAUGGCUGUACCCUGCAGAAUCAGACGCAGUACUGCGGUUCCUUCUAUAACCAAAGCCUGGUGCCUUCCAGUACACUCGUCUAUCCCCCUAUUCCGACGGAUAUCACUGCCAAUGCGACGACCCAGUGUCUGGACUGGUAUCAAACCGAAAAGGACGUCUCUUACAACAUGACAACCACCUCUACGGCGACAGGGACCGUACCACCCAUCACCACCACUACAGGAGGAGCACCGGCCCCCACCCAGUCCGGCGUCGUCGCCAACUGCCAGAAGUGGUACGUCGCCCAGAGCGGAGAUACCUGUUACGGCAUUGCCACGUCUUACAACAUCACGCUGGACCAAUUCUACGCCUGGAACCCGGCUGUUGGUGGUGACUGUUCCAGCCUCCAAGCGGGCGAUGCAUACUGUGUUGAAGCCCCGACAACCAUCACAACCACCACCGCCAGCGCCACAACCUCCGCCACCACCACGAGCGUCACCCCUCCGGCACCAACGCAGUCGGGUAUUCCAAGCAACUGUGACGCGUAUGCUGUUGCCCAGUCCAGAGAUGGGUGCCAGAUUUUUGCAGACCGCAACAAUAUAACGCUGGCUGAGCUUUACGAGUGGAAUCCGGUGCUCAACAAUGACUGCAAAAACCAAGAACGUGACUAA
Molecule: messenger RNA, 2013 nt
Organism: Rasamsonia emersonii CBS 393.64
Lineage: Eukaryota; Fungi; Ascomycota; Eurotiomycetes; Eurotiales; Trichocomaceae
Exons: 10
Coding region: 1-2013 (670 amino acids)
Source: RefSeq, a predicted model, not a curated record